AUGGAAACUUUAAGCAAAGAUCCCAUUUUAGAAUUCAAUUCCGACACAUUGCUGAGUGUUCGGAAGUUAUACGAUCUGGAUAGACCAGGGAGAAUGGAGGAGGCAAUAAAUAUAUUGGAGGAAUGGGUGAAAAAACAAGAUCACUUCACUAAUAAAGAUUUCAACAGAUAUCAUUUGGAGAGGAUUAUAAUCAACAACAAAGGUUUCUUGGAGCGGGUCAAGAUAAAACUGGACAGCAUUUGUACAGGAAGAACUUUGAUGCCUAAUUUCUUUAUACCUGUCAAUGUUAAAGAGGAUUUUAAAGACAUGGGCGACUUCAUCGACGUCGUAUUACCUAAACUUACGCCAAAUAAUCAUAGAGUUUAUAUUUGCAAAAAUAAAGGAAAGGAAUUUACAUCAACGCAGACUUUAAAUUAUUAUAAGCGAAUCGUAAUUAUAUGGGAUUACGUAAUGACACACGAUUACAACGGUGGUAUAAUUGGAGUCGCUGAUUUUACAGAAGCAAAUUUAGCAAAUUUCAUUACUCAGCUCACUAUAAAUUUUAAUGAGAUACGUCAAGCAGUUACUUUAAUAUUGGAAUGUUUCAGCACAAGAUUAAAAGAGAUUCAUAUAAUAUCAUCUUCAAAAUUAAUUGUAAAUUUUGUGGCAAUAUUAAAGACUUUAAUGAGUGCAAAACUCAUCAGUCGUAUUCGAAUACACUCCUCGAUAGAUUCAUUACGUGAAGUUAUACCAGUAGAAACACUACCAGUCGAAUAUGGAGGGACAGAGACAUCGAUGUACCAAUUACAUAGCAAACUCCUUGAUAUUCUCAGUACAAAGGAAUACAUAGAAUAUUUAAAGAUGACGCAGGAGUUUCGCACUGAUGAGAAUCUGAGAAAAGCUGACAAAUUUAAUGAUAAGUACUUGGGACAACCGGGUACAUUUAGAACACUGAAUGUAGAUUAA
Achroia grisella is the source of this 945-nucleotide messenger RNA. RefSeq lists its product as uncharacterized. The record is from RefSeq and is a predicted model, not a curated record. Bases 1 to 945 code for a protein of 314 amino acids. NCBI's taxonomy places the organism in Eukaryota, Metazoa, Arthropoda, Insecta, Lepidoptera, Pyralidae. The transcript has 6 exons. Gene Ontology annotation, cellular component: membrane. Gene Ontology annotation, molecular function: phosphatidylinositol bisphosphate binding.